AUGACACUCGACAGCACAACGACGGCAAUACGAGCGGCAAUGUGCACCCCAGCGCUCGUGACGCCAACACUGCGCGUCAAGGUGCAGCCGAUGCACGACGAAUGCCGGCCAGAGCUGUAUAACAUCGACUUUGACCUCAGCUUUCGCGCCUUUGGCAUUCGUAACUCGCAGCUGCUGCGACAGUAUCUGUUGAGCCACCCCUGUGCGCGACCGGGGGCAGUGGUGCUGAAAGAUUGGAGUAAAACAAGCGGGGUGAAUAACUCUGUCAAUGGAUACUUCACAAGCUACGCUAUUAAUAUCAUGUGGAUAUACUACCUUAUACAGAAGAAACAUGCACCGUACGUGGACCCACUCGACAUUCCCGUAUCAUUGGUGGACUACACGGAUCUUGACCCCACAUACACACCCAUGAUAGACCCAGCCCUCACUCCUGCUGAGCUUGACACGCUCUACAAGGAGGCAGGUGAGAUGCUGGUGGGGUUCUUUUACUUUUAUUCUUUUGAGUUUGACUGGGAGCACCACGUUGUCUCACUCAAUCGCCCUGGCAUCACAACAAAAAAAAUGCUGGGGUGGCACGUGGAAGAUGUUGUGCCGCCCAUGUCUUCCACAGUCGGUAGUGGUGGUGGUGGUGGUGGCAACAGCAGUGGGGGUGCAAAGCGGCACCCCACGCGGUACGAGUUGUGCAUCGAAGACCCCUAUGAGGAAAAUCUAAACUUGGGACGUCACAUUGGCAUCACGAAAUCGCUGCGUGUGCGCACAGAGCUUUACCGCGGCCUGCUGUCACUCCUGAAGGACGGUGAAAAGGAGUCCUGUGUUUUUGCGUCGACAGACUUGGCAGAGUCGAAUGAAGGUGUGGGGUCGUCGCCAUCAGGGCUCCCCGCACGUGCUCUGUUUAAGCUCAUGGCGUUGACGACGCAAGCCAUCGCGGAGCCCAAGUCGUUGUCGGGUGGUGGUGGUGGUGGUGGUGCUGGCAAUGGUAUUGUGGGUAAUGGCACCGCUGUUUCCGCUCCUGUUGCUACUUCUGCGAGGUCGGCGGUUUCGUCUUCGUCUUCGUCCACCGUGACAGGAAUUGCCGGGGUUCCUGAAGAACGACUGGAGAGCCUCUUCCGCGAGAAAGCGUCCCUGGAGUACCAACUCGCGCGCAAGGCGUGGAACUGGCAGCAGCUGAUUCACCGCCUGGGCUACAAGAUUCACCGCGGUCACGUGCUCCCGCGGCGGGAGAUUGGUGUGCGUUGCGUUGCUCGACGAGAAGACGAGGAGUCACCGAAUGGCACAAGCAGCAGUAGCAACAAUAAUAGUGGCAGCCGAAAGCCACCAGGGGCGCAGGGACGCCAUCUCACCGAGGGCGUGCUGCGCGACCUCAGCCGCGGUUUCAUGACGCUCACACCUGAGUGGGUGGCGUGGUCAACGCCGUGGGUGAGUCAGCACUUGCGCGGCUACAGUCGGCUGACAACUCUCUCAGGUGACGCAGCUGUUGCUGCUUCUGCUAAUAGUAAUGCGACGGCUGCUGGUGUGCCGGCGACCCCUUCUAGCGGGGAGGUGGCAAUGGGAGCCAUACGGGGGACUCGUCGUAAUGCGGCUCCAAUGGGAUUGGCCAUGACAAGAGCGAUGAUGGUGCGAACGUCCGCCUCAACAAGGGGAACGGCAACAGCGAUAUUUGCACGACUUGGUCGUGGAGUAAGGCGAGUCGUACCCCUUAGAUUCAUCCGAUAG
Molecule: messenger RNA, 1713 nt
Organism: Trypanosoma grayi
Lineage: Eukaryota; Euglenozoa; Kinetoplastea; Trypanosomatida; Trypanosomatidae
Product: putative RNA editing 3 terminal uridylyl transferase 1
Exons: 1
Coding region: 1-1713 (570 amino acids)
Biological process (GO): RNA 3'-end processing
Molecular function (GO): nucleotidyltransferase activity
Source: RefSeq, a predicted model, not a curated record